UGUGUUGAUGUUAUUCAUAUUGACAAUUCAACUACAAAGUGCUCGCCUUGUUGUGGUCCACGCCGGUUGCAGCUGUUGUUUUUUGUGGUCAAUACUAGACAACGUCGUAGAAAUAGUGCCGUGAAUUUAUCCAGACUGAGUGCAGAUAAUCCGAAAUAGUGAAAUGGUCCAGUGUGAAGAAUUGAAAGAUGACGAUCGGCCGUCAAACACGCUGGAAUAUUUCUCCGAGCUAUCGGAAGUUCUGGGUAUGAUUGACGGCCUCAAGGAGUGUUCGGAUUCGUCCUUUGAGAAAGAAUACGAGAAAUUUUCGGAAAUACUAUCUAGGUAUCAAGAACAGCCCCAUUUACUAGAUGCCCACUUAGACGUCCUUAUCCAAAAGCUUCUGGAUUUAGUGCGAUCUCCUCAAAGCCCAGAAUCUCUUGUUCAUCGAAGUUUCAAAUAUUUGUAUACAAUUUCGAAAGUUCGCACCUACAAAGCUUUGGUUAAGUUCUUGCCUCACGAACUAACUGAUUUAGAAUUCGCCUUAGAUCUGCUUGAACGCCAGGAUCGCAAUGAUUCGGAAAACUGGGAGACACGAUACAUGCUCAUAGUUUGGAUGUCAAUAUUAGUUCUCAAUCCAUUCCAUAUGUCACGACUGGAUGCUUUCCCCAAUUUAUCUGAAACUAAAGGAUUAGAUCAACCAAAGUCAAAAAUGGAACGAAUCUUCGAUCUGUGCAAAGAGUACGCCGAACUUAACGAUACUUGUUCGUCAGUUGCAGCAUUUCUUGCGGCGAAGUAUUUCAUUCGAGCUGAUAUUAAGGAUAUUUUCUUGGAGAAAUAUUUGAACUGGGUAAUGGAAAAUCAUAAACCAUCCACGAUAGAUGCAAAAUAUGGUGCACUUGCUUCAGUUGCAACAAUAUUGAAACAUGGAAAACGAGAGGAUUUGCUUCCAUAUGCAGAUCCGAUCCUUAAAUGGAUUCUACUCUGCAAUUACAAAACAAGUUCUGACUUUCUUAAAUAUAAAUAUUAUGUGAAAAUUGUUCAGAGGUUGGGUUUGGUCUAUUUGAAGCCAAGAUUGGCUGCCUGGCGAUAUAAGAGAGGAAAGCGAUCGUUAGAAGCCAAUUUGAUGCGUAACAGCAACAGCACACAUCAACUUGAAUUCAGCAAUGAAAUUAUUGAGGAAGAAGGAGACGAGGAAGAGAUUUUUGUACCCGAUACAAUUGAAGAGAUUAUCGAGGAGUUAUUACAAGGUUUGCGUAGCGCCAGUAGUGAUAUAAGAUGGAGUUCUGCAAAAGGACUAGGACGUGUCACAAAUCGUUUACCAAAAACUCUUGGCGAUGAAGUCGUUGGGUCUGUAAUCGACAUUUUCGAUCCGUUAGAGCCGCACGAAGCUUGGCAUGGAGCCUGCCUUGCUAUUGCUGAACUGGCAAAACGUGGUUUACUGCUGCCUUAUCGGUUAAAAACAAUGGUACCAAUAUUAAUGCAGGCACUGGUUUAUGACGAGAUGAGAGGUUACAUGUCGGUAGGACAACACAUACGCGAUGCAUCUUGCUACAUGUGCUGGGCGUUUGCACGGGCUUAUGAUGUUUCUGAUUUGCAACCGUUCAUAAAUCAAAUCGCUACGGGAUUGCUAACGACAGCUGUAUUUGAUCGUGAAAUAAAUUGUAGACGAGCCGCAGCGGCUGCUUUCCAGGAAAGUGUGGGAAGAUUAGGAAAUUUUCCGCAUGGAAUUGAUAUAUCCACAACUACGGACUUUUAUACAGUUGGCCUACGUUCGAAUUCAUUUCUGCAAAUCAGUGAUUUUAUUGCACAAUAUGAAGAGUAUACGAAACCAUUGAUUAACCAUCUCGUUGACAAGAAAAUAAAUCAUUGGGAUACAGCUAUUCGAGAGUUGACUGCGAAAGCAUUACACAAUUUGACAAAGAGGGCGCCUGAAUUCAUGGCAUUAGAGAUUUUGCCGAAAUUAUUUUCUGCCACAGAUGCGAUAAAUAUCAACACCCGGCAUGGUGCUGUUCUGGCCAUAGGGGAAAUAGCUUUAGCAUUAAAGAAUUUAGAAAUAGAACAUGCCACGCCGAAUAAAUACCUAUCCAAUGUCAUAGUAAAUGAUCUUAACAACUUGGUUGCAAAGUUUCAAGAACGUGAUCAAUUCAGAGGAAUGAGUGGAGAAAUUAUGAAACAAUGCUGUAUUGAUUUCAUAGCGAAUUGCAGUCGCGCAAUAAUUCCUGCCAGUGAUAAAUGCAUUGAAUCCUGGCAACAAAUCAUCGACAAAUGCAUCAUUAAUAAGAGCGCACAAAUUCGCGAACCCUCCACAAUAGCUCUCGGUUUAUUUUGCAAUGCUUACUACACUCCAGAUCAAAAAAUCAUUCAAAGAGAGCAAAUAGUUGAAAAUUACAUUCAAGGAUCUGUAAAUGAUCUCGAAGAACAUAUCCGCAUGGGAUACCUCAGUGGGUUAGGAGCAUUCCCUGACUUCAUGAUCAAACCGAAACUUGAAUUAGUAAUAAAUACAUUAAUCGCCCAUUCAUUGCUCCCAUCCGAUGUUCCACGUGUCCUCGAUCCAACGGAUAAGUUUGUUAAAAUAGAGAAUGAAAAUCCUAUUACGAACGGAUGGUCGGAAUCAAGACGAGAUAGUAUUAAGGCACUAUCAAACGUUGUUCAAACCAUUGGAUUUGCGUUGAAUGAUCCACACUCAAUUGCAAAUUCAAAACUUCUGGAUAAAAUUUUUGCAUGCUACCUUCGAGCUCUCGAAGAGUAUACAAUUGAUGACCGCGGUGAUAUUGGGGCGUGGGUUCGAGAGGCGUCUAUGUGUGCACUCUCUAAUUUGGUAACAAAUUGUCCACACAACUUGUUAGAAUCAAAUUUGGUCCAUGAAGUCAUGACAAAAUUCGCACAACUUGCGGUUGAGAAAAUAGAUCGUACUCGAGGAUUGGCUGGAAAAUUAUUCUGUAAUUUAGUUCAUGCAAAACCCGAAAUUCCAUACAUUCGCAAUCAUGAUAAGCUGCGGGAGAUUAUGCCAGAGGAUAGCUCGAACGUCUUAUGGCUUUUCGCAGAUCACACUUUUCCGUUGUUUUGUUCAAUGUUAGCAUUACCUGAAUAUUCGCAGCGGAUACUUUUAGGACUUAGUGCUAGUAUCGGACAAUUGACAGAAUCUUUGAUAAAAUACUCAUCCACAUCACUAUUCCAAUUUUUACGAUCUCAUCCGAAUGAAAUCCCGCGAAUUUGUAAAGAAAUAAUUAAAGUAUUUGAGGAAAACUCUAUGAAUGAACGUGUUACCUAUCCAAUGCUUAAUUUCCUAGACAUCCUAUUAAGUUCAGGAACCAUAAAUUCCGUCCUUAUGGACGACAAUUCAAACUUCGCAGAUGAAAUAUUCCGUUUAGUCAACAUCGAAGUGAAGGGACAUAAGAAACUCUACAAAAUGAUAUCAAGUAUAAAUGUGUUUGCACAACUAAUUCAAGUACCACGUUUAUGUACGAAGGUUUUCUCGAAAAUGUCCUUAUUUUUGGGGUUAACUCAUGUUCACAUUCGAAAAACCACGGCAACGAAAUUGUAUGAAGGUUUAGUUUUACAUGGUGAUGCUUGUGGGAUAUCCGAGGAAAAUUUGGAUCAAGCGUUGGCGCUGCUUUCGGAGGUUGACUGGGGUCAGUCAUUGAAUGAAAUUCGUCCAAUACGAAAUGAAUUGUGUAACUUAAUCGGAAUCAAAGCUCCAGUCAGCGCUGCUACAGUAGCUGCAGGAACAGCUAAGUAAUUUAUUGGUCGAAUGUUUGUGAUAAUUUUACUAUAAGUGCUGAAUUGAAUCUUUGAUCAAAAUUUUUUUUACACGCCCUAGACAUAAAGCAUUUAAUUUCACAUUUAAGAAAUUCGUAUGUAUUUUAUAUUGUUAUCCUAAACAUUAUAAUAAAGUAUUUAAUAGAGCUUCAAA
This is a messenger RNA of Hermetia illucens (black soldier fly), 3895 nucleotides long. It is a transcript of the gene TBCD, whose product is annotated as tubulin-specific chaperone D. The coding region runs from base 164 to 3721 and encodes 1185 amino acids. Lineage: Eukaryota; Metazoa; Arthropoda; Insecta; Diptera; Stratiomyidae. Gene Ontology annotation, molecular function: beta-tubulin binding; GTPase activator activity. The transcript is spliced from 9 exons. Gene Ontology annotation, biological process: adherens junction assembly; bicellular tight junction assembly; tubulin complex assembly. The record is from RefSeq and is a predicted model, not a curated record. Gene Ontology annotation, cellular component: lateral plasma membrane.